Molecule: messenger RNA, 2808 nt
Organism: Oncorhynchus mykiss (rainbow trout)
Lineage: Eukaryota; Metazoa; Chordata; Actinopteri; Salmoniformes; Salmonidae
Product: G protein-coupled receptor 12-like
Biological process (GO): G protein-coupled receptor signaling pathway
Cellular component (GO): membrane
Molecular function (GO): G protein-coupled receptor activity
Source: RefSeq, a predicted model, not a curated record
UGUACGAAGGGCUAUAUAAAUACAUUUGAUUUGAUUUGAUUUGGAUGCUGCCCAAUGUUGACUCCAAUGCUUCCCACAGUUGGCUGGAUGUCCUUUGGGUGGUGGACUGUGCUCAUUCAACCUCUGUCUCAAUCCAUGUCUCAAUCGUUUCAAGGCUUAAAAAUCCUUCUUUAACCUGUCUCCUCACCUUCAUCAACAUUGGUUGAAGUGGAUUUAAGAGGUGACAUCAAUAAGGGAUCAUAGCUUUCACCUGGAUUCACCUGGUCAGUCUAUGUCAUGGAAAGAGCAGGUGUUCCUAAUGUUUUUACACUCAGUGUAUAUUUCAAAUAAAUAGCUAAGAAAAUAGCUACACAAACUAUUUGAGUUAACCCUGGAUAAUGAGAUAAAUGAAAUUCCACACAAGAUGAAGAAUUCCAGGUUAAUGUUCAUGAACAUCAAAUUGAUACUUACAAUGCAGAUUUCUUAACCUCCAGGGUAAAUUUUCAGACUCACAAGUUGACAGUUACCCUGUGGAUAAUGCAGAGACAGAGAGUCAGUGAAACUAUUCCACACAAGAUGAAGAACAAGGGGUUAAUGUUCAGGAACUAGCUAACUAAAUUAUACCAAAGACUAACUUACAUUGGCUGUGGUCUGUCCAUAGGCAGAUGAGGCUCCAGACCAGCUACCUUUUUAGCUAGAAAUAAUCUAGCUAGUUAGCCAGUUCUAGCUAUAUUGCUCUCAGAGAAACCCAAACCUCCACUGCAAGCAACAUUUAAAAUAAACUAGCUAGCUUUGACAAUUCAAUUACAUCCAACAUAUACAGUACAUGAUGUGGUGGCAAGCUAAAACAGCUAGCUAAAUUCAAAGGAUGCAUUUGUAAAUUCCCUCUGGCUAUCUACCCCUAUUUCAGAGUGUACCAGAGUGGUGCAGGUCAUGUUCUUCUUCACUCUGGUAAACACACACUAUAUCAAAUCAAAUCUAAGUUUAUUUGUCACAUGCACAGGAUACAGAAGGUGUAAACGGAACAGUGAAAUGGUUACUUGCAUAGUUGAGUCUUUUGUUUAGACAUGUAGUUAGUUACCUAGCUAAACAAUGAACCAUAAUCCCAACUCAUAAUGUUAAUACCUGAAUCUGCUGGUAGCUAAAGGUAACCAACUAUGGGUACUGUUCAAUGUUAGCUAGCUAUAAAUAGCAAUGCAAAUGGCUCUGAAAUAUGAAUAAUAUUACUACACAGAUCAUACAUGUAGUGUUAGCUAGUGAACCAGACAGUUAACGUUAGCUAGCUAGCUAACAGUACGCUUUAACUUGCAAUGAAAACUACUUUGACAAAAUUAGAAACGUAUAAUAUCAAAAAAUGGAGCUAGCUAGACUAUCUAUACAUGGAUGAAUGCUUCUCCCUCUCUGUCAUGGUUGCCAUGGUUUCCCUUAGUGAAACUAAACCACAAUCUCUCUCUCUCUCAUUCUCUCUUCAGGAGGGGAAAGCAGACAUGUGUAACGACACCGCAAUGAUGGUUGUGGUGGCUGGAGAGGCUCUCCCGUGGAUGGAGACCAACUUUCCAGAGCGCAAUGUCAGCCUGGGGCUCUCCACUGCCCCUCUGGACUUCCCCAUCAACCCGUGGGAUAUCAUGCUUUGCAUGUCGGGCACUGUCAUCGCCUGCGAGAACGCCAUCGUGGUGGCUAUCAUCUUCUAUACGCCAACCCUGCGCACCCCCAUGUUCGUGCUCGUAGGAAGCCUAGCCACAGCCGAUUUACUGGCAGGCAUGGGAUUAAUCCUCAACUUCGUGUUCCAGUACGUCCUCUCCUCAGAGACUAUUAGCCUUAUUACUGUUGGGUUCCUAGUGGCCUCCUUCACGGCGUCCAUAAGCAGCCUGCUGGCUAUAACAGUGGACCGGUACUUCUCUUUAUACAACGCACUGACUUACUUCUCAGAGAAGACGCUCCACUACGUGCACCUGAUGCUAGUGAGUACAUGGGGCGUGUCUCUGUGCCUGGGCCUGCUGCCUGUGCUAGGCUGGAACUGCCUGGACGACCCAAGCUUGUGUAGCAUCGUGCGCCCACUCACUCGCAGCAAUGUGACAUUGUUGGCGGUCUCUUUCUUCAUAAUCUUCAUACUCAUGCUGACCCUCUACUUCAAGAUCUGCAAGAUCGUGUGCCGCCACGCGCACCAGAUCGCUCUUCAACAGCACUUCUUCACCACAUCGCACUACGUGGCCACCAAGAAGGGCGUGGCCACGCUCGCCAUCAUUAUAGGCACCUUCGGCUCGAGCUGGCUACCCUUCGCCAUCUACUGCCUGGUGGGAGAGCGCGAAUACCCGUCGGUAUACACGUAUGCCACGCUGCUUCCGGCCACCUACAACUCCAUGAUCAACCCAAUCAUCUACGCCUACCGUAAUGCCGAGAUCCAGCGCUCGCUCUACGUCCUCUUCUGCGGCUGCUUUCAAAGCAACGUAGCCACCCACUCCAGGUCACCCAGUGAAGUUUAGAGGGGUGCUGAGUGAACAUAAGUGUGUGUGUACGUGUGCAUUUCGACAACCGACAAUUCGCUUUCAGUUGACCAUUAAAUCCUUUAAACAAAAUGUAUGUCUAACAAGCAUCUGCACUUUAUUGCGACUGAAGACAAGGACACAGUACGUCUGAAAUGCUGUGAACAACAGCUUUUGUAAAGAAAAAAAAUAUGGCAUCAUGUAUCUAUAUGAGCAAAGAAUGAAAAAACUAGCACUUUAUUGAAUGUAUUUGAAAUGCCAAAGCAGCAUUGCAUAGGCCUAUACAGUGCCUUGCGAAAGUAUUCGGCCCCCUUGAUCUUUGCGACCUUUUGCCACAUUUCAGGCU